CAGCUAUUGGUCGAAGGAAGAGUUCCCGGAAGCAGAGCUGUUGUGGUUGUUGUGUUGCGAUAAUUUCAGAGAUAUUUUACAGAAAUGGCCGAUGAAGUUCUGUUUGAAUUUCUCCACAUGGAGAUCGUUUCACACGUUUACAAGGAGCAGCAAGCCAAUAAAGGGGAGAUGGACAGCAAGGAAAGAGGUCAGUGUAUAUCUAUUCUGGAGAACAUGGGCUUCAGAGUUGGACAAGGAAUUAUUGAACGGCUGACCCGAGACUCUCCUAGCUUUAAAGACGAGCUUGAUAUCAUGAAGUUUAUCUGUAAAGACUUCUGGACAAAGGUGUUCAGGAGGCAGGUUGACAACCUCAGAACAAACCACCAGGGCACUUAUGUACUUCAGGACAACAAAUUUUCUUUAUUGACUCAGUUAUCCAGUGGGAAGCAGUAUCUCGACCAGGCACCAAAGUACCUAGCUUUUUCAUGUGGAAUAGUGAGAGGAGCUCUGUCUAACCUUGGAUUGGAAAGUGUUGUAACAGCUGAAGUGUCUAUAAUGCCAUCAUGUAAAUUCCAGGUUGUGAUCCAGAAGUUAUGAUUUUUUUUUUUUUUUAUUUUCUGUUGUGUUUUUUUUUUUAAAUCAUACUGUAUAACAGAAUGCAUUUUGUUGUGCAUUUGGUUUGUUUCAAGAACAGAAGAAAAAUGUAUUUAUCAAAUCCAUAUAACUACAUACACUAUAAUAUAUAGUGAAAAACAUGGUGCAUUCCCUGACGUUUACAUGUUCACUUUUUAAGAUUGUUAUUUGACACCAGUUCAAAGAAAUGAGAACUAAUCCAAAUUAUGUAGUGGUUACAUGUUCUCAAAACACCCUACACCUAUCCCUAGUUUGUGUUAAGAAGUAGAAUUAUUAUGUAUAUUUCAUAAUGCUUUUAAAAUCCCAAUCAGAUUACAUGUGGCCAGUCAUGAAGAUUAAUGUGUGAAAUAUUUAUUAAAGUCAAUUAAAAGAGCACAAAUGCAAUGGUUGUUGUAUUUGGUGCAUUGUUCACAUUAUGUAGAUACUUUAUAGCACCACUAGAGGGACACAUGUUACAGUCUGAUGCAUUUCCUGCUCUGCCUUGGUGCAUCUAAUAUUUGUUCUGGAGUUAAAAAUGUCUACGAAAGGGAAUACAGUUGAGGUUUAAAAUGCUUGUAAACCCCCCAUUUUAUUUGUUAUUUAAGGUGCUAUCCAGUUUUGUUAAUGCUUUUCAAUUUCCUCAAAUAAUGAAAGUACUCAAAAUUAAAUCUUUAAA
Boleophthalmus pectinirostris (great blue-spotted mudskipper) is the source of this 1267-nucleotide messenger RNA. RefSeq names its product trafficking protein particle complex subunit 6B, like (gene trappc6bl). Gene Ontology annotation, cellular component: TRAPP complex; trans-Golgi network; cis-Golgi network. The coding region runs from base 85 to 576 and encodes 163 amino acids. The transcript is spliced from 7 exons. The record is from RefSeq and is a predicted model, not a curated record. NCBI's taxonomy places the organism in Eukaryota, Metazoa, Chordata, Actinopteri, Gobiiformes, Gobiidae. Gene Ontology annotation, biological process: regulation of GTPase activity; endoplasmic reticulum to Golgi vesicle-mediated transport.